UUGAAACCGCAGAAAGCGCGUUAUGUGGCUGAGUGGGUGGGUGGGUUCGCUGGCAUAUAACAUAACACGCUGCGCGCGCACUACGAGAAGCAUACCUGCGCGCUCAACAACAAGCGCUGCUGCUAGGUGGGGGGGGUAAAACGGAGGGCGGUAUGUUGAUCUACUGGGUGGGCGAAUGGGUUGGAGGCAACAUGAUCGCGCGCUGUGUGCUCGAGCAAAAAACUGAAGCUUCCUUCCGGCAGCGCAGAUCGCCCGACAUCUCGCGAACCUGGGCCCCUGGCGGCACUCCGCCCUGAGCGCCCGCGCCUGGGCCCGCCGCCGCGCCAGCGCGGCGCGAACCUGCUGGCACUGGAUGCCAAGGACCAGCAGCAGGCAGGCAGAAAAACGUCGGCGCCGAGCGCCGACAGCAAAAAUCCAAAUCUACAGCGGCUUAGACGGCCCGGCGAUCUCCUCCCUGGGUGAGACCGUACGCGCCGAGCCCGACGACCGUCACAACCAGGAGAACUGCCAUCGCCGAGAAGGCGUCCAGAGCCUUCUCUGGCUCACCCCUCAGCCAGGCGAUGGAGCCCCCUUCAAGGGCGCCCGCAGCCAAGGCACCGACGACCAGAGCACCCAUCUCGCGCCGCUUCUGCUGCAAGAAGUCCAGGUACUCAUCCGCGGCCUCAGAGAAGGAGAACGGCGACUCCAUGUUCCACUUCAGAGCCGCCGCACAGCCUCAGAUGCUCAUCAAGCCGCUCCCGAAAAACCCAACGCUGUUGGACGCGAGCACUGCGAGCGUCGCGUACGGGGAGAGCCCCCCGAGGGCAAUGGUCAGGGGAACCCGUGCUGAAGACCUCCGAGGCCUGCCACACGAAGAGCACGGCGAAGAGCGCGCCGAGGGCCUUCCGGAUUGUCUCCUCCUCUCCCGCGCGUGGCCGAGGUGCGGCAGGCUCCCACGAGUUGCCGCAGCAGGGGGGCCUCGCAAGAGGCCGCCCCCCUCGCCUCUGGCCCCUGGUGCGCGCCGCCGGGAUGCGGUUCUCCGCCACGGCCUGGGCCGCCUGUGAUGGACCCCCCGCGCUCCCCGGCACGACCUCCGCCGACGCGCGCCGCGCAGCCGCGCGCUGGCCCCGCCGCGCGGCGCCCCGCCGCGGGGCG
This is a messenger RNA of Prorocentrum cordatum, 1134 nucleotides long. Lineage: Eukaryota; Dinophyceae; Prorocentrales; Prorocentraceae. The record is from the annotation of a GenBank genome assembly.